AUGAAUGACAACAGGAGGGUUGAUCAUAACUUCACUUCUUCUCUUUCUCCAACAGAACCAGAACCAACGCCUUCUCCCACAUGGCCAACUGUGCCAGCCCCCUCAAUCUGCACUGCCUCAGGAGACCCCCAUUACACCACCUUCGACGGGCGGGUCCACCACUUCAUGGGCAACUGCACCUACACCUUGGCCAAAGCCUGCUCCAAUUCCACCCAUGGCCUGGAGGCCUUUGACGUCUCCACCACCAAUGAGCACCGGGGCUCCAACCGGGCCGUGUCUUACGUCCACUCGGUGCACGUGGCCGUCCACGGGAGCCAAGUGUCCCUGCUGAAGAACAGGAAAGUCAACGUCAACGGCACUCGGAGGAACCUGCCCGUCUACAUCGGAGGCAACAAGAUAGUGGUGCGCUUGAGUGGCAGCUACGUCAUCCUGAUAACCGACUUUGGCCUGAGCGUCCGCUUUGAUGGCAACCAUUACGUGGAGGUGGCCAUGCCGGCCGAAUACCAGGGGCUGCUCUGCGGCCUGUGUGGUAAUUUCAAUGGGAAUCCGGGCGAUGACAACCUCAAGCCGGAUGGAGAACCUGCGGGAGACUCAACUCAACUCGGAAACAGUUGGCUUGUCCCAGACAACAGUAGCAUAUGUUCCAGCCCAGCAGAAUUAUGUGACCCAAAGCUGGAAGAGGAAAUUCAGAGGAAUUCUGCUUGCCGCCUGAUCGCAGAUCCAACAGGGCCCUUCGGGCAGUGCCAUGCUCUGGUCGACCCCGCCCAUUUCCUGGAGAACUGCAUUUAUGACGUCUGCCUCACUCAAGGACAGCAGACCUCCGUGUGCCACGGGCUGCAAGCCUACGCGGCCUCCUGCGCCAACGCUGGGCUGUGCGUGGAAUGGCGGAACUCCACCCUCUGUCCCGUCUCCUGCCCCGUCAACAGCCACUACAGCAGCUGUGGGACUUCCUGCCCUUCCAGCUGUGUGAAGCCCCAAGGGCUCCCCCCGUGCAGCCCCCUCCCCACGGACGGCUGCUUCUGCAACGAAGGCUUCGUCCUGAGUGGAGACACCUGUGUCCCCGAGGCCGACUGCGGCUGUGUGGAUAGCCAGGGAAACUACUACCAGCUGGGGGAGAAUUGGUUCACUGAUGAGUCCUGCCAAAAUCGAUGCACCUGCGGGCACAACAAGAUCACAUGUGCCCCAUGGCAAUGUGGUGUGCAGGAGAAUUGCGCUGUUCAGGACGGAGUACUGGGUUGCUACACCAAGGGCCGGGCAUCGUGCCACGUGGUGGGCGAUCCCCAUUAUUACACCUUUGACAAAGUGAUGCACACCUUCCUGGGCACCUGCCUGUACACCCUGGUCACUGCUUGCGAUGCCCGGAGCCUCUGCACAGUCACCCCCUUCAACGUCACGGGGAAGAACGAAGACCGGGGCUUACGAGGAGCCACCUACCUCCGGGAGGUCCACGUGGAUGUCUACGACCUACGGAUCACUCUCCAGAAGGACAAGAAGAUCCUGCUGAACAAGGAGAGGGCCUACAGCCCCGUGGAGAGCCGCUCCCAGAGAAACUCGGUGACCGUCUCCAACGUGGGCAACUACAUGGUGGUGGAAACGGACUUUGGGCUGAUGGUGAAAUACGAUGGGAAUCAGUACUUGGAGAUCAGCCUGCCCAGCUCCUACUUCUCCCAGGUGCGUGGCCUCUGUGGGAACUACAAUGGCCAAAAGGAGGAUGAGUUGCUGAUGCCCAAUGGCUCCCAGGCCAAGAACGUCACUCAGUUUGGGAACAGCUGGAAGGUGGACGAUCCUGAAGACUCAAGCUGCCUGCCAGACACCCGCCCAGAGCUGGGCCCCCCUUGUGCCCCGGGCGACCUGCCCUCCGUGGAAGAGCAGUGCCAGGUCCUGCGAUCUGGAGCCUUCGUGCCCUGCCACCCGCUGGUGCCGCCAGACCUCUUCAUCCAGACCUGCGUCUACGACAUGUGCAAGUACGACGGGAUGCACGCCACCCUCUGUGCCGUGGUGCAAGCCUACGUGGACACCUGUCAGGCCAAGGGGGUGGCCGUCCAGUGGAGGAACAGCACUUUCUGCCCCCUGCCCUGCCCCCCCAACAGCUUCUACUCCCCCUGUGCCCCUCCCUGCCCACCCACCUGCAGCAACAUCUACGCGGGGGAGCUGUGUGAGAAGCCCCCGGGGGGGCAGUGCCUGGAAGGCUGCGUUUGCCACCAGGGCUUCGUGCUCAGCGACGACCAGUGUGUGCCCCUCAGCCAGUGCGGCUGCCAGGACAAGGACGGCCGGUACCACAAGAUCGGGGAGAGCUGGCUGACCCCCCACUGCAGCCAAAAGUGCCGCUGUCGCAAAGGGGGAGCCAUCAAGUGCCAGGACUUCGGCUGUGAGCCUGGGGAGGUUUGUGAUACCAAGAAAGACGGGAAGCUGCACUGCAAACCCACAGGGUUCGGCAACUGCCUGGUCACGGGAGACCCGCAUUACCUGACCUUCGACGGCCUCCUGCACCACUUCCAGGGGCUGCACACCUACGUGCUGGCCCAGACCCGGCCCGAUGCUUCCGAACGCCUGGAGCCCUUGAGCAUCGAAGGGACCAACCGGCUGGUGGUCGGCUCCGGCCAGCCCUCCGUGCUGAAGGAGCUGCGCAUCCGCGUCUACAACCACACGGUGCUCUUCCGGCAGAGGAGGAAGCUGGUGGUGGACGGAGUGGCCACUGAGCCCCCGGCGCGACCUCACGAGGGGCUCCGCAUCCAGCAGAGCGGGAGGCAGAUUUUCCUGGAGUCCGACUUCGGCCUCUCGGUCAGCUUUGACGGCCUGGAGAAUUCAGGCAUCCUGCUGCCCAACAGCUAUAAAAGGAGCCUGGAGGGCCUCUGUGGCAACUUUGAUGGGAGGUUCAAGAACGACUUUGCCAAGCCAGAUGGCACCCUGGUCAAGGACGUCCAGACCUUCGGGGAGAGCUGGAGAGUCCCCGUCCAGAGAGGCUCCUCCCGCCUCAGGCGAAACCGCGUGGCCGAAGAACCCCCGGAGGAGGCUGAGCUGGACGUGGGAUUUUCCCCCCUUUGCUCCGAAGAGGACAUCAAGGUGUUCAGUGGCAGCUCCGCCUGUGGCAUCCUGGCAGACCCCAAGGGUCCCUUCCGAGGCUGCUUGGCCCACCAGGACCCCGACCCCUUCCUGCAGAGCUGCGUGUUUGACAUGUGCAGAGAAGCCAACCGGAGUGCCCGCCUGUGCCCCAUCCUGGAGCAGUAUGCCAAGGGCUGCCAGAGCAAGAGCCUCUCGGUGGCCGACUGGAGGGCAGCCAGCGGCUGCGCCAUCCAGUGCCAGCCCCACAGCCACUACAACCCCUGCAUGUCAGCCUGUCCCCCGUCGUGCUCCGACCUGGCGGCCCCCGCCAGCUGCAGCUCCCCCUGCCUGGAAGGCUGCGAGUGCGAGUCUGGCUACGUCCUCAGCGGCUUUGACUGCGUGCCCUUCCGGGACUGCGGCUGCAGCUUCCUGGGCAAAUACUAUAAGGUGGGGGACCGCUUUAUGGCCGAUGACUGCAGCCAAGACUGCGUCUGCAGGGACAGUUCCAGCCUCGACUGCAAGGCCACCGGCUGCCCCCAGGACUUCCACUGCCGCAUCUUCAACUUCACCCGCGGCUGCUAUCAGGGAUGA
This is a messenger RNA of Thamnophis elegans (Western terrestrial garter snake), 3633 nucleotides long. Its product is annotated as zonadhesin-like. Gene Ontology annotation, cellular component: extracellular matrix. The transcript is spliced from 22 exons. Gene Ontology annotation, molecular function: protein binding. NCBI's taxonomy places the organism in Eukaryota, Metazoa, Chordata, Lepidosauria, Squamata, Natricidae. Bases 1 to 3633 code for a protein of 1210 amino acids. The record is from RefSeq and is a predicted model, not a curated record.